AUGCGGGAUUCCUGUUGCACCACCAUUCUUGGCAGUUUAGAAAACCACCACCCUGUGAAGUUGGGUUCUGAUGCCAAGAAAGGAUGGCAGACACAUAAGCAGCAACAGAGCUCAAAUCUGAAGGAUGUCCACAUGGACUUAGUUGUCACAGAUGCAGCUGCUUUCACGCCCACACUCCAUGGAACACCAUGUGAGCAGGCCAAAGCCAGACUACAAUUGGUUCUUGAAGCUGCUGCAAAAGCUGAUGAAGCACUAAAAGCCAAAGAAAGAAAUGAAGAAGAAGCAAAGAGAAGAAAAGAGGAAGACCAAGCCACCUUGGUGGAACAAGUAAAAAGAGUUAAAGAAAUUGAAGCCAUUGAAAGCGAUUCUUUUGCUCAGCAGACAUUCAGAUCAAGUAAAGAAGUCAAAAAGUCAGUAGAACCAAGUGAAGUGAAGCAUGUGACUCCAGCAUCAGGACCAGCAUCAAUAGCCGCUGACCCACCCAGCAUCAAAAAGGAAAUAGACCCUGACAGCAUCCCCACGGCCAUCAAGUACCAAGAUGACAAUUCUCUGGAUCAUCCAAAUUUAUUUAUUGAAAAAGCUGAAGCUGAAGAAAAGUGGUUCAAGAGAUUAAUUGCUCUCCGACAGGAAAGACUAAUGGGCAGUCCUGUGGUCUGAGGAAGAGAUUUAUGGUUGAAUUGACAGAAAUCUUG
Peromyscus maniculatus bairdii (prairie deer mouse) is the source of this 692-nucleotide messenger RNA. Its product is annotated as serine/Arginine-related protein 53-like. Gene Ontology annotation, cellular component: nucleus; cytoplasm. Lineage: Eukaryota; Metazoa; Chordata; Mammalia; Rodentia; Cricetidae. Gene Ontology annotation, biological process: alternative mRNA splicing, via spliceosome. The record is from RefSeq and is a predicted model, not a curated record.